This is a messenger RNA of Aphanomyces invadans, 1010 nucleotides long. RefSeq lists its product as hypothetical. The record is from RefSeq and is a predicted model, not a curated record. Gene Ontology annotation, biological process: calcium-mediated signaling. The coding region runs from base 121 to 969 and encodes 282 amino acids. The transcript is spliced from 3 exons. Gene Ontology annotation, molecular function: kinase binding; calcium ion binding. Lineage: Eukaryota; Oomycota; Saprolegniomycetes; Saprolegniales; Verrucalvaceae.
GUUCAAACGAGAUCUGCAACCCCCCACCCAUUCCAUCUUGCAUUACUCCUCGGCGCCGAUCCGUGUGUCGCCAACUCAUCGUCCAUCACGCACGCCAAGCGACCAGCCUGCGCAGAUAGCAUGGGCAACAAACAAGGGAAGUUGAAACGCCGCAGUGGUGACGACCGACCCAGCCUCGCGGGAUCUGCCACCGCCAGCGAGCGGAAGCGGUCGAUUUGGUCGAAAGCAACUGGGUCGUCGUCGCCACCUCCACCCCCGCCGCCGCCAUCGAUUAGCUCGGACACGCCACUGGCAGUGAGUAGCCCUUUUUCGCCUCAACACGAACCUCAACCAGAGUACCAGCCGCUAAAGUCGAUAUCGUCUCCCGCCUCCGAGACGCGCGACCUCGUCGAGCACACUCAUUUCAGCGCCAAAGAAGUGGACUCAAUUCGUGAAAAUGUGUUUUCGCUCUUGGGGUACACGCUGAGCCAGACAAGCUACGUCGAGAUCUCCAUAUCCAAGGAUGACUUCAUGAAGUUUCUUGGCGUUCCGUCCCAGUCGCUGUUCCCGAGUCGCCUCUUUGCCAUCUUCGCUGCAGGGCCCAAGAAAGACACGCUGACGUUCCCUGACCUUGUCCGCGGUCUCUCGAUCUUGAGUCAUAAAGCGACUCGCGACGAAAAAUUGCGCAUGGCAUUCCAGUUGCUCGACCCGAUGAAUUCGGGCUGCAUCACGCGUGACGCGACGGUCCGUGUGCUCAAAUCUUGCCUCGAGGAAUCCAAAGAAAUCGGCCUCACAGACGACCAAAUCAACAAACUGGUCGCGUCAACCUUCCAGGACGCCGAUCUCGACCGCGACGGCGUCAUCAACUUUGCCGAGUACCAGGCGUUGGAUGCGCGACACCCGGGCCUCCUCGAGUUUCUCACCGUCGACACGUCCGGCAUCCUGAGCAGCCUGGACAAGCAAAAGUCGUCGUUAUCCUUGUCCCAAUAAACCACACUCCUCCCCCCCUCCAUUGCAAACGUCGCCUUUAU